GAUUAAUCGAAAACAGCUGAUCAUAUUUUGGGGGCGGUACUGUUUGCUGUACUGGCUGAUGGGGAUGAAUGAUAUGAAGUACGUUGUUAAGGCCUGAUAAGGGUGUAAUAAAGGUAUAUUGAUUUAGGGGAACUGAAAAUGGUGGUGCAUUAUUUUACGAUGUAUAUGAUGGUUUUUGUUUUAGUGCGCAGGUGUUGUUUCGGUUUCGCUGCAAUGGCUGUGGAUGAUACUGUUGCUUUCCGCGCUGCUUUUCGCCAAUAUUAUAAGGCAUUUGGUGAAUUCGAGGAAGAUUUGAAGCGGUUUCAACUUCAGACGGCGACCAGUUUUUACAAAUAUGACGUUUUGACCGCUGCGUCGUAUAAGAAGAGGUCCGGUCAAGAGCUACCCGAUGGGAUGCGGUACAAAUGGGUACAAUAUCGUUGUGUCCAUUGCACCCGGAAAGGAGACGGUGGCAGUCGGUAUGUCAGCCUCGGUUGUAAAGCGAGCAUAUCCAUCAGUGCUAAGGGCAUUUACUAUGAGAUAGGCUCGCAUUGUCUGGUGCAUAAUCAUAAUUUUCACUUGGGGAAUCCAAGUUUGUACGUGGGUAACCGGCGUCUGACUCCCGAGGCGGAGCGGCAAGUGUUUGAUUUAAUGCAGUCCUUCCGUAAUACCGGAGAAUUGCGAGACUAUGUCCUGGAAAGAUAUAACAAACGACUGAAUCGACAGGACCUAUUUUCCAUCCGCCAUCGCUUAGGUGGGGUAUCUAAGGGGAAUGAUGUAAACGCGGUAGCGGAAUUGUUGAGUAAGAACGGCGCUGUGCGUGUCGAAAGAGAUGGGUCACAAGUGCGAUUCGUAUUUUUCGUUCCUGCUUCAAUGACUUCCAUAGCGGCGAAAUACGGCGACGUACUUCUUGCGGAUGCGACGCAUCAGGUGAACUGCGGUGGUUAUAUUCUUUGGCACUGUAUGGUGAUUGACGGUUUCGGCGUAGGUCGAAGCGUGUUUUACGCUUUAAUGCCCAACGAGACAGCAUGCAGUUACCUGGAGGUUGCUCGGGGCAUGUCGGAAAUGUUGCCCACCACCUUGUCAGCGAAGACUAUAGUCAUGGAUAGGUGCCUGGGUCAAAUGAAGGCAUUUAAGUCAGUAUAUGCACGGAGCACUGUAGUAUUAUGCCGGUUUCAUUUCCUGCGGGACGUUUCACGCAGAUGCCAGUGUUUGUCAAAAGUGAAGAAGGCGGACAGAGUUCUGCUCAAGCAGUGGAUGCACCGAUUGGUGUACACGAAGACGGAAUUGCAAUUUAAGAUGCUGCUCAGAGCGAUAAGGGUUAGAAGCAAAGAGGCAUUCACUUACCUCAGUCGUACGUGGUUGCCCUUCGCAGGAAGCUGGGCAUACCACCGGUUGCGCGAUGUGCGUACGUUGGGUGCGUUCACCACCAACAGAGUGGAAAACGAGAAUAAGCACCUCAAGUGCGGAUUAAGCGAAAGGACAUCGCUGUUGCAACUUUUUGAGGCCGUUGUACGUAGAGCACGCGAUGCGGAAUCACGUUGGACCACGUCACUGGGCAAAUUGCAGAUGUCGAAAUCGCGCACCAGUCCGGCAACAGGGCAGGUGCGGGAGUUGGUUUCCUGCCUUUCUACUUAUGCUGCUGCCAUAUUUAUGCGGCACAUUUCUUCAGAGACGGUCACCUCAAUACGGCCUAACGGCACUGGGUAUGACGUAUUAGGUAAGGGAGACCGAAAGCACACCGUUUUUAUGGGUAAUGAGAUGGCCUGUGACUGCAGUUUCCUUAGGCAAUGGGAUAUGCCAUGCGCACACAUUGUGCGAGUAGCUGGGAUGUUAACCGCAGACGUUACCCCACUUAUGCACAGAAGCCGUUGGUCCAUGGUGGACCAUCAGUUUCCCAUCCCUGAUGGGGAAACCUUCCGAGCGGAAGUUGAACCGAUGCCCUCCACAUCUGCCUCCACGCACGUCGUGUUAACGCGUGAGGAAAAGUUGUCUCGUGCUAACCGGCUGUUCGGUGAUUUAACCGUUGCCAUGACCAGCCUGGGUACAAUGGCAUUCCUUGAGGCAGAGUAUUUCUACCAAAGCAGCCUAAAUACCUUGCUUCGGAGGCAGAGACUGGUGUCCAUUGGAAAUUGUCUCCCUGACAACCUCCACCAGGCGGACGCUAUACCACAGCGUCCACGGCCCAAGGCAACAAAAAGGAAGCAGUCGCUUUCACCUAGGGUGAUGGAAGCCCCGCAACUGUCAACCGAAACGCA
Dicrocoelium dendriticum is the source of this 2237-nucleotide messenger RNA. The record is from the annotation of a GenBank genome assembly. Lineage: Eukaryota; Metazoa; Platyhelminthes; Trematoda; Plagiorchiida; Dicrocoeliidae.